Molecule: messenger RNA, 474 nt
Organism: Acanthocheilonema viteae
Lineage: Eukaryota; Metazoa; Nematoda; Chromadorea; Rhabditida; Onchocercidae
Source: the annotation of a GenBank genome assembly
AUGAGUAAAUCAAGUUUCAGUCAAGAUGAGAUUCUGCAACUUUACGAACUUCAGUCAACUAGUAUGCCGAAAGUGUUGACUCGUUUCGAAAGGAUUGUUGGAUUUGGAGAAUCAAAUGGUCCACCCGAAAGAACUUUUCGAGUGGUAAUGUGUGGUGAUGCUGCAGCAGGUAAAUCAUCAUUUCGCAGUUUAUGCAAAAGUUAUUUUCGACGAGCUGAUGCUGCGAUUCUUGUAUAUGACUGCACUGUUGAAAGUUCAUUCCUUAAUGUUCGUGAUUGGAUUGCGACAAUUAAGGCAGUAGGCGUUCUGUUUGCGGAAUGCAGUGCCUUGAAUGGUAUUAACGUUGAAGGAGCUCUGAUGAAUUUGAUUAGAGAGCUGGUAGCGGCAGAAGAUGUGAAAAUCAUUGAAACUGGUGUGAUUAUCAUGUCAAAAUUUUCAAAGAAAACAAGUAAUUUAUGUUGCUUAAGGAGUUGA